AUGUCCCACUUGUUAAUGGAGGCUAAUGGUUACGAGUCCCGGAUCAUGCAAGUUGUGGUUAUAGGAGACCGGGUUAUAGGGCAGCUGGUAUCCGUAGCAGAAACUAAUGCAAUGACUUCAGAACACAACUUCAUGGAGCACUGUAGAUUUCACUUCCAGGAACAGAGGACGCCCAAACGAUCACACUUGCAUACACCCUUUGAACAGGCCCAGGCAUUUGUUGCUUUUCUCAACAGUAACCAGAUUGGUCUGCGAUUCACCUUUGAGUUUAAAGAGAAAGAGAUCCAUUUUUUGGAUAUUAAAUUGACUGCUGAUCCUAAUGGAUCUAUACACUCAAGGGUUUACCGCAAGCCAAUUUCUGGUAAUACUCUCCUUGAGGCCUCUAGCUGUCAUCCUCCGCAUGUUUCUCAUGCGGUGGCGAAAGGCCAGUUCGUCAGACUGAGGCGAAAUUGUUCUAGGCAUCAUGAAUAUGUACAAGAAGCAAAUGAUCUUAGCACUAGACUUCUGGACAGGGGCUAUUCACCAAAGGUUAUCAAUAGGGCUAGAGAUGAAGUUGACAGACUUGAUAGGAAUUUACUGUUGAGAGAUAAUUCAUCUAACAAAAGAAACUGUCACAAGGGUGUCACCUUCGUAACUGAAUAUAGCGCUCAGUAUGGUGAGAUCUGUAAAAUUGUUAAAAAACGUUUUUCUUUACUUUCUGCUGAUGACAAACUGCAAAACACUGUCAAACAGGGCCUCAGAUGCUCUUAUCGUAAAUGUAAGACUAUUGGCAACAUUGUAUCACCAACUAAACUUACAAGUGUCAGCCCUAGACAUACUAGCUCCUGGCUAUUACAUCAUGGCAUGUUUCGUUGUGGGCACAGAAAGUGCAAACCAUGUGACCAUGCACAGAUUACUAAUACAUUCAAUUUGAUGGUCACUGGAGAGACUUACCAGAUAUAUGGUUGUCACAACUGCACCAGCACAUUUGUAAUCUAUCUAAUAACCUGUGAUGCUUGCCAUCUGCAAUACAUUGGUCUCACCACUAGGGACGUGUCCUAUAGAAUAAGGGAACAUUUCUCUACCAUUCACAUAGGUAAAUCUACAUCACGUAUUGUACAACAUUUUGUUUCCAAACACAAUAGCGAUCUGAGUACUUUCAAGUGCCCAGUAUUUAAAAGGAGCCCAGAUAUCACCAAAUCACCACUUACAAAAUCAGAACAGCUACUGCGAAUAGAUGACCAUGACUUCACUAUGAGACCGGGAUUUGGGGGUCCUGCAAUUCCUGUAGGCGUGGAUGUGCAAGUGGAAAGCUUAGAUAGCAUUUCAGAAGUAGACAUGGAUUUCACUAUGACUUUGUAUCUCAGACACUAUUGGAAAGAUGAGAGAUUAUCCUUUCCCAGCUCUAACAACCAAAGUAUGACAUUUGAUGGCAGACUUGUAAAGAAGAUUUGGGUACCGGACAUGUUUUUUGUGCACUCUAAGAGAUCUUUCAUUCACGACACCACUACAGACAAUGUCAUGUUGCGUGUACAACCUGAUGGAAAAGUGCUUUACAGUCUAAGAGUGACAGUAACCGCAAUGUGCAAUAUGGAUUUCAGCCGGUUUCCUCUAGACACUCAAACCUGUUCCCUGGAGAUAGAAAGCUAUGCCUAUACAGAGGAUGACCUCAUGCUUUACUGGAAGAAUGGGAACGACUCCUUGAAAACAGAUGACAGAAUUUCUUUAUCACAGUUCCUUAUUCAGCAGUUUCACACCACUACAAGACUAGCAUUCUACAGUAGUACAGGAUGGUACAAUCGCCUCUAUAUUAACUUCACCUUACGACGCCACAUCUUCUUCUUUCUUCUUCAAACCUACUUCCCAGCAACUCUGAUGGUAAUGUUGUCCUGGGUAUCAUUCUGGAUAGAUCGCAGAGCUGUCCCUGCAAGAGUCCCUUUAGGUAUAACGACCGUGCUGACCAUGUCAACAAUCAUAACAGGAGUAAAUGCCUCUAUGCCACGCGUUUCGUACAUUAAAGCUGUAGACAUUUACCUCUGGGUCAGUUUUGUGUUUGUCUUCUUAUCGGUGUUAGAAUACGCAGCAGUGAAUUACCUGACCACAGUGCAAGAGAGGAAGGAGAGAAAGCUGAGAGAAAAGUUAAAGAUUCCUUGUACCUGCGGUGUGCCACAAACCCGACCAAUGAUGGAUAGCAGCUAUAGUGACGGUGAGGUAAAUAAUCUGGGUCACUUUGUAUCUGAAAAUGGCGACAAAGAAGACAGGAUUAUGACACAGCUGGCACUCAGCUCUGAGAGAAAUUCAAAUAGAAGAAAGAGUCAGCGGUCAUAUGUCAGCAUGAGAAUCGACACUCACGCUAUUGACAAAUACUCAAGAUCAAUAUUUCCAGCAGCAUAUAUUCUAUUUAACCUCAUAUACUGGUCUAUUUUCUCAUAA
This is a messenger RNA of Bombina bombina (fire-bellied toad), 2412 nucleotides long. RefSeq names its product gamma-aminobutyric acid receptor subunit rho-1-like. The record is from RefSeq and is a predicted model, not a curated record. Gene Ontology annotation, biological process: signal transduction; monoatomic ion transmembrane transport; regulation of membrane potential. Gene Ontology annotation, cellular component: neuron projection; synapse; membrane. The transcript is spliced from 11 exons. Lineage: Eukaryota; Metazoa; Chordata; Amphibia; Anura; Bombinatoridae. Gene Ontology annotation, molecular function: extracellular ligand-gated monoatomic ion channel activity; GABA-A receptor activity; neurotransmitter receptor activity. Bases 1 to 2412 code for a protein of 803 amino acids.